Messenger RNA from Euleptes europaea (tarantolino), 2013 nucleotides. It is a transcript of the gene VASN, whose product is annotated as vasorin. Gene Ontology annotation, cellular component: plasma membrane. The record is from RefSeq and is a predicted model, not a curated record. Bases 7 to 2013 code for a protein of 668 amino acids. The transcript has a single exon. Gene Ontology annotation, molecular function: protein binding. Lineage: Eukaryota; Metazoa; Chordata; Lepidosauria; Squamata; Sphaerodactylidae.
GGCGCCAUGAGGUCACCCGUGCUCUGGGCACUGCUGCUCUUCCCGGCGGGACUCCUCGCCCAGGGCUGCCCGGCCAGCUGCCAGUGCAGCCAGCCCUGGACGGUCUUCUGCAUCUCCCGGAGGAGCCACACGGUCCCUCGGGGUCUGCCGCAGGAGACGGUCAACUUGUACGUCUUCGAGAACGGCAUCCGCUCCCUGAGCGAAGACUGCUUUGCUGGCCUGCCGGCCCUGCAGCUCUUGGACCUCUCCCAGAACCAGAUCUCCAGCCUGCCCCGGAACGUCUUCCAGCCGCUGGCCGGCCUCUCCAACCUUGACCUCUCCUCCAACCAGCUGCACGAGGUCACCAACGAGAGCUUCCACGGGCUGCGCUUCCUGGAGCGCCUCUACCUGCACCGCAACAGGAUCCAGCGGAUCCACCCGCAGGCCUUCGACUCCCUGGAGAGCCUGCUGGAGCUGAAGCUCCAGGACAACCAGCUGCAGGCCGUGCCGCCGCUCCGCCUGCCCACCCUCCUCCUCCUUGAUGUCAGCCGCAACAGGAUCGCCACCCUCGAGCAGGGCACGUUCCACCUCGGCAAGCUCGAGUCUCUGAAGAUCGCCGGGCUCAGCCUGGACCACGUCGAUGAGGCGUUGCUGCAGCAACUCCACAACCUGCACGAGCUGGACAUUUCCGACAACCGGCUGAGUGGCGUGCCGGCAGCCCUGAAGCAGCUUCGCGGCCUGACCAAGCUCAGCCUGGCUGGGAACACCCGCCUCUCCCAGCUGCAGCCGGAGGACUUCCAGGCGCUGCGCAGCCUCCAAGAGCUGGACAUCAGCAACCUCAAUCUCAACCGUCUCCCCGAGGAUUUCUUCAGCGCCUUCCCCAGGCUCAAAGCUGUCGCUGCAGCAGAGAACCCUUUCAACUGCGUGUGCCAGAUGAGCUGGUUUGUCAGCUGGCUGAGCAGCAGCCAAGCUUCGCUCCAGCGCUCGGAGGAGACCCGCUGCCACUUCCCCCCCAAGAACGCCGGCCGGCUGCUCCAGCGCCUGGAGUACGCGGAUUUGGGGUGCCCUACCACCCCCACCAUCUCCACCUCGAAAGCCACCAGCACUCGGCUUGCCACGCCUGCUCCUAGCAGUGCGCACAUCCCCCCGGAGACCAGCACGGCCAGCCCCACGCUCAGGCCGGACAGCUCCACUCUGGCACCGGUCACCACUCAAGAGGGCCGAGCCAGUCCGGAGGCACGCCUCUGCCCUCCCUACGCCUGCCUCAAUGGCGGCACCUGCCAGUUAGAUGGCCACAAUCGCCUGGAAUGCAUCUGCCCCGUUGGCUUCUCGGGCCUCUACUGCGAGACCACAGCCCCGGCGGUAGCGACGUCGCCAGCAGCUGCGCCGGCACCAACGCAGCCCAAGCAGAUUGCCAUCAAGCACAUUGGAGGCACCUCCCUGAAAGUGGAUCUGCAGAACUACAUCGAGUCCAAGAGCCGGCUGAAAGGGAUCCGGCUCACCUACAGCAACCUCUCUGGGCCGGACAAGCGGCCGGUCACCCUCAACCUGCCAGCCACACUGGCGGAAUACACCGUGCGGGAGCUGCGGCCCAACUCCUCCUACCACAUCUGCGUCGGGCCGCUCGGGGACAAAGCUCACGAGGAGGACUUCUGCGUGGAGGCCCACACCCUGCAGCUGACCCGCCAGCAGCACGCCCCCGUCACCCAGAACAGGCCUGCCGAUCUGACGCUCGUGGUGGUGCCAGCCGUCAUGGCCGCACUGCUUGUGGCGGCAGCCGUAGCCGCCACCUUCUACUACAUCCGGAGGCGGAGGCGGCAGGGGAAAGCAAGGGCCGCGUUUGGAACCGGCUCCAGUCCACUGGAGCUGGAGGGGGUGAAGGCCUGCCUUGAGAACGGAGACCUGGUCGGACCGGGCCUGAAACUGCCAGGGAAAACAGCCGCGCCAAACGGCUUGGAGUAUGAAGUACCCCUCAUGGAGCCGCAAUGCACAGGCGCCUCCACGCCCCGGGCCCCGAGGCCUUCGUACUUCUAG